GUCCAUUGACCUGGUAGGCCUAAAAGUCCUCCGAAGUUGUAAAAGAGUAGUAAUUCCAAACCGUAAACCUUACUGGAAACUUCCCUGCUCCCUCACUUCCUAAUAUCCCUUUUUGCCUUAACCAUCGUUAUUUCAUUCAUCCAUUCACCACCUUCACUACCACUCCUGUAAACCCUUCCCUCCAAGCCAUCCCAUCCUACCAGUAUAAAAAAAAAAAAACCUGAAACCGCAUGGACGCGUACCAACAGUCUCAGAUGUACAUGAAUAUGAGGCCGCCACAGCCACCACUUCCGCCAUCCACGUCGGAUCCCCACCACCAACUCCACCACCACCAACAAUUCCAGCCGCAAAGGCCACAAGCCCCGUGGUUCCCUAACCAAUUCCAGUACCACCACCCUUCCCAGUCCCCGUCGCCUCCGCCACAGUGGCCACCACCUCCUCCUCCUCCUCCUCACUCCGACCACCUCCCUCCUCCUCCUUCUUAUCCUCCACCUCCACCUAACCCUUAUCCUACGCACCCCCCCGUCCACCACAACCAGUUCCCUCCUCCUCCUCCUCCUCCUCCUCGUCCACAGCUUCCUCCUCCUCCUCCUCUGCCACCUCAUUCCCAGGUCCCUCAGUCUUAUCCUCAGGCCAAUCAGGAAUGGGGCACUUCAAAUUGGGGUCAACAACAAAGUUAUAAUUAUCCUGUCCAUGGCAAUGAAGAAGAUUGGGCUGCUAGGGCUAGAGCGUGGGCAGAUGCUAAAACUGCAAUGGAGAAUCAGCAUUCACAGUCUCAAUAUACACCAGCUGGCAGGAUAGAAGACCAAAGUCAUUAUUAUGAUCAGUAUCCACAAUCUGUUGAUUCUCAUUAUUCGGAUAUUCAAAAUCAAUCUCAUCCUGCAUCAAGCUAUCAACAGUUUCCAGUAUCAGGUGUGCCUCUACUCUGGCCAUCAGUACUUCAUACCCAGGAGAAUGCAUUCAGUUCUGAACCAUUUUCUCAUGUUCCAGAUGCACAUCUGCCUUACAGUGUUAGAGACGGGACUUUGGCUGGAGAUUCAAGUGCUAUGUUUCACCAACAAGGAAAUAUGCCCGCAAGUUCAUCUGUUCAUCAGCAGGAGGUACCUUCUAGUUAUUCUUCUAUUACAGGUAAAGAAGAUACUGCAGAUCAAAAUCAGCAGUCAUACAAACUGUUGCCUCCUCCAAAUUCCUCAGCUCAGGAGGGACAGCACCAUGUGCAUCCACUGCCUGCCUCCUUCAUGUAUGGCAAUCAGUCAGCUGAUUCCACAGUUAAUCCUGCUGAUCAGCCUUUGGAUUUUGUGCCUAGAUUUAACCAUGAUUAUGAUUCACACAUGCAAUCUAGUUAUGCUAAUCAUGAUUCAGUUGGACCUGUAAGAGGUGUUGACCCUGUUGCAGCAGGGCAAUUAAAUAAUUGGACUCCUCCUGUUACACCUGGUUUGGUUUAUCCUUCAAUUUCUCCAGAUAUUGCAUCAGGGGCACAGCAUGAUCCUUCCAUAGCCAUGCAUUCCUCCAUUCCUGCACAUGCUGCACCACCAUUUGGAAGAUUCCCUGGACCAGGUCAGCCUACAAUUCCAUCUGGUGGUGCACCCUUUGCCCUAAGUGCUGGAACUGCACUUCAUCCUACAACAGCCUUCUCUGCUGAUGCAUAUGGAAUUUCAACUAUUCCUGAACGCCCUAAAAAGCCGUCAGUGCCUAAUUGGAUUAAAGAAGAAAUAAAGAAAGCAGUCAUUACAACUUCUGUAGAUCAUCUUAAGGAGGAAACACAAUCCAAUGAGGAUGAAGGCAUUGAUAAAUCUUUUGGGAAGGCUGAUCAGGCAGAUAGUAAAAGCGUUGAUUCUUCUAGGUCAACUGAAGAAGAUGAUGAUGAUGAGGAUUACGUGGAAGCAGCAAGAACUGCAGCAAUUAACCAGGAAAUAAAACGUGUUCUAACUGAAGUUCUUUUAAAGGUUACUGAUGAGCUGUUUGAUGAAAUUGCAACUAAAGUUCUUAGUGAAGAUGAUCUAACAGCUGAUGUUGACCAGAACACUGUCACUUCCAAUCAUAAGGUAUCACCAUCAUCUCACCCAGCAGUCGCAGUUCCUAAGCCAUCUGCAAAAGUUCUAAUUCCCACCCUAGCAAAGGAUUCUGACACUAGAAGUGUCAGUGAAAAAUCUAGUACCAGUUCCCCAGGAAAUAUUUUAGGUCUUGCAAAUUAUGCUUCUGAUGAUGAUGAUGGAGAUGAUGAAAUCAAGAGCUCCAGUGUACCAAAUUCUAAUCCUGUUCUUCAGCAGUCAAGCAUUGAAAAGCUUUCAGAAGAUGCACAUGGUGCUGCUGAGAAUGGAAUUUCCAAGGUAGAACUGAAAGAGGACAAUAGAAGUCAGAAAACAAAGGAGAGCAACAAUGGUGAUACUGUUAAUGAGAUGAAUAAUAAUAGGGUGGAUAGAGAUAUGGGACACUCAUAUUCUUCCAAAGUGGUUUCUGAAGAUACUGAUGACGGAAUUAAUGUUAGUGGAAAAAUGCUAGAUGGAACCAAUUCCUCUAGAUCGAAGAACACUGCAGGAGUAAUGGAAUCUGAACAUCCUGAAGAGUAUGUCAAUGUUAAGAGAGCAUCAACAGAUGAUCCCCACCACAGUGAAAUGAGAAGGAAGUUAGAUAAAAGUGAUCGACACGAGAGUAAAAAGAGUUCUGGGAAAGAUGGUGGUAAGAUAAGGUCAGAUGAGAAUGGAGAUGAACGCAGGAGACAAGAUGAAAGGCAUUCAAGAAGGGAAAAAGAAGAUGAUGGGUCAAAGGAGAGAAAGAAAGAUCAAAGUUCUAAGCCUAGGGAAAAAACAAAGGAUUCUGAGUCAAGAAAAAGGUCUGACCGUCUUGAGGUCAAGGAUGACAGAAAAGAAACAGAGAGGCUUCAUAGAGCUAGUGCUAAAGAAGAUACCAAAAGAAAACAAGAACGCAGAAAGGAUGAGGAGGAAGAUAGAUCAAGACAUAAAAAUGCAAGCGAUUCAAGCAGGCACAAAAGAAGGCGUUCUUCUUCCAUCAGCAGUAAGGGUAGAAACAGUAAAGACAACUCAGUUAGUCAUGCCAAUGAUUCAAGUGAUGACACCUCAGACAAUUCUAAAAGGAAGCUGCAAUCGAGAAAACGUCACUUAUCACCAUCACCUGUCAGGUCUAGGAGAAGACAAGUUUCGCGGUCCCCACAUAGCAAGCAUUCUCAGCGCAGGCAUUCUCCCUACUCUUCUCUUGAUACCACCAGGGGAAGAAGGUCAAGAUCCAGAUCUCCUGUUCGACGACAGGUAUUCCAAGUUGGACUAUGCUCAGUUUGGCUAUCUGGGUUUGUGUUGAUUGCUCUCUCCCUCUAUGUUACUCAGAGGUUACCUUCUCUCAAUGAUCGGAUCAAAGUGUCAAAACUCAAUCUUGGUGAUCUGGGAAAACCCAGAAUUACCAUUUUCUCAGCUCCUAGCCCAUUUAAUGGCUCUGUUGGGGCUAGGCAGAGUCUAGCUAUUCGGUCAUGGCUUGCUCUGUCCCCACAAAUUUCUGUUCUUCUCUUCAGCCAACACCCUUCUGUUGUUUCCUUCGCUGGUGAUUUCGGUUCACGGGUUUUGGUUGAACCCAACAUUGAUUUCACGUUUCUUGGUACUCCAUUCUUCCAUUCCAUGAUAGCAAGAUCGUGGUCAUUCACAUCAGAUAUUUUUGUUCUCAUCGAUCCUGAGACCAUUCUUCUCAAUGACUUCAUUUCCACUCUUAACUAUGCUUAUGAACUUGACCGUGAUUGGCUCCUUGUUGCUUCUUCACGAAAUAUUUCCCACUUCCCAUUCUACUUGGAUGAGGCUGGGAAACGUUGGCGAAGAGGGGAUGGCAAGUGGAUGAGAACCCAGGAGUUGCAGGAGAUACUAUGUCAAAGUUGGCAGUGGAAUCAUUGUAAAGGGAGAAUGCUUAUGGCAUGGAACAGCGGGGAUUUGCCCUUACAUACUGGCGUUCUUCCUCCUUUCUUGUAUGGGAAAGGGAUUCACAACAAUUGGCUUAUUAAUGAGGCCAUGUCAUCUGAUUUCAGGUUUGUGUUUGACUCCAGUUGGACCAUCUCAAGUUUCCACCUAUAUGAUCCAGAGCCUUGGUCUAGUGGAGUAGUCGGAAAUUCCAAAGUUUCAGGUAUUGAGAUGAGAAGCUGGGAGUAUGUUGGAAAUUCCCAUAUUGGGGCACUGUAUGGAUCCUUGUUGUAUCAUGAAGCUAAUUAUUCUAGCCUUGUAAAACUAUUGAAGUGUGACAGAAAAUAUAUUUUCUUCAACCCAACGGAAAACUUUGUUUAUCCAUAUGGAUACCAGAGUUCAUUCAGAUUAUGGAAGGAAAGGAUCUUGCAUCCCUGGAGGAAAAGGAGGAUCAUGGCUUGUAUUGAUGGUAUUAAUUCACUGGAAAAAAUACCGGAUUGCUCUCUGAAGGAUCAUAUGAAGCUCUCAACACCAUUAGAAUUUGCAUUCUCCUUGGAGUCACUCCUUCCUUUUAUUGCAGACAAGAACAAGACAAUUGUUCUUGCAGUUGCUGGAUAUAGUUACAAGGACAUGUUAAUGAGUUGGGUGUGCAGGUUACGCCGCCUCCUGAUUACAAAUUUUAUGAUUUGUGCUCUUGACCAGGAAACCUAUCAGUUCUCUGUCUUGCAGGGCCUGCCAGUUUUCAAGGAUCCGUUGGCUCCAAGUAACAUCAGCUUCAAUGAUUGCCACUUCGGAACAAAAUGCUUUCAAAGGGUGACCAAAGUGAAGUCCAGAAUGGUUUUGACGAUACUGAAGCUUGGUUACAAUGUACUGCUUAGUGAUGUGGAUGUAUAUUGGUUUGAAAAUCCAUUGCCAUUGCUUUACACUUUUGGCCCUGCUUUUCUUGUGGCACAGUCAGAUGAAUACAAAACAACAGGACCAAUAAACUUACCUAGGCGCUUAAACUCUGGUUUCUACUUUGCUCGUUGUGAUGAUUCAACAAUUGCUGCUAUGGAGAGGGUGGUGAAGCAUGCAGCAACUUCUGGCCUCUCUGAGCAGCCAAGCUUCUAUGACACGUUAUGCGGGGAAGGUGGAUCCUAUCGUGUGGGUGACAAUAGAUGUGUGGAACCUGAAACAAAUCUGACUGUUUAUUUUUUGGACAGAGACCUCUUCCCCAAUGGUGCUUACCUAGAUCUGUGGAGGAAGAAAAAUGUUAAAGCUGCCUGUGUGAAGAAGGGUUGUCUUGUUCUCCACAACAAUUGGAUUAGGGGGAGACUGAAGAAGCUGGAACGCCAGGUAUUGUCAGGCUUAUGGGAUUAUGAGUCUGGUACAAGGAUGUGCUUGCAAAGUUGGCACAAUUUCAAAUUGACAAACUAAUGGGGCCUAGGUGAUGCUUUAUCAUCCUUUAUACAAGGCUCACUUUUGGUUUUCACUUCCAAGAAGAGACAAAAAUUACUCCAAGAAGAGAUACAGAUGAAGCCAUUCCUUCUUCCAUGUUUUUGACUUUGCUGAGCAUUGGUUUCAUCACUGCUGCUUAUUGGAAAUUAUUAAUUAUAAGAGCCGGCCAUGAAAAAUAAAAUAGAAUAUACAUUUGUCAAUGCUCAUUGGUGCUAGUAUACCUCUGGCAAAUAAAAGUGUUCCAUAUUCCCUGCCAGCGGAAUAUAAUGAAACAUUUGGAUAUAUGACAUUUGAUUGCUGGCUAUGAUGAAGGGGUGUAUUCAGUUGCUGGGGAUGGGUCACAACAGAGAAACUAGAAGGAAGAAAUACUUGGAAGGAGCUUCCAAGGACACAGAAUUUAGAAGAAUAUCGGGAGUUUCCAUAUCAUUGGACAUUAGCCUACAAUCAAAGAAUAUUUUUUUGAGGAUAGUUCAUGCAGGUGGGCAAGAGGAACAGUAUCAAGAUGCGGUUCCUGCAUCUCGAUUGAUGGAAAAAUAUCCUGGGAUGUUUGUUGCCAGGACAGAAGUUUUCACAAAUCCACAUAAGUCCCUCUUACACCCAGAAGAGAAUCUCUUGCCUGGUCAGAAAUAUUAUAUAAUCCUAUCCAGGACUGUACAGAAACUGAAGCAUUGAUACCCAGAGAAGGCCCAAGUCAAAGAAAUUUCCGAAGAAGAAGAGUGGGAUUCAAAGAUCAUCAUUGAUGCAGGUGAAGUAAGUAUGGAGGAAUCUGUUUGUUCCGCAAAAGAAUUUUAUCUCUCCAGGGAGAGGUGGUCAAAAUGUUCAAAGAAAAAAGGUAUAAGAAAUAAAACACCUUUCGUACCCCCCCUCCUAAAGGCAAAAUCAUUCAGAGGAUUUCCAUGGGAGCCCAGCCUAACUUCUGUACUGGAGCUCUCUCCAUGACUUGGUUCUAUGAGAUGCUUCUCCACAUGUGGUACAUGGUCUUUCCGAGCAAGUGAAUUGCUCAUAUAAAUGUGUUGAUUGCAUGGAGAAGGUUACGAGAGCUUUUAUAUGUGCUUUGUGUACGUAAGGAGUCUCCUCUUUUGAAUAAAAUUCUGAUUAUUUAUACAGAUUUUAAAAAAAAUGCAUGGAGAAACCUGAGAGGGAAAUGUACUCACUAUGAUGAAUUGAAAGUUCACUAUUUUCAGUGCUAUAA
Molecule: messenger RNA, 6525 nt
Organism: Quercus robur (English oak)
Lineage: Eukaryota; Viridiplantae; Streptophyta; Magnoliopsida; Fagales; Fagaceae
Exons: 18
Coding region: 231-5312 (1693 amino acids)
Molecular function (GO): glycosyltransferase activity
Source: RefSeq, a predicted model, not a curated record